CUAUAUUUUUAUAGCCUUCGAUGUACUCACAUAUACACUUAUAGACCAAUCUAUCUCCUCAAAACUUCUUCCUCUCCCUCCAUUCUCUUAUUUCCAUUCACCUGCCAAUUACCACUCUUCUUGUUCUUUUUCUUGCUAUUCUUCUUCUUCAUCUUCCAAUUCUUCUUCUUCAGUUAAUUCUUCUUCUUCUGUUUUCUUCAAUCAAUUCUUCUUCUAUCACAGAAACAUGAGGGAAAAACAAAUACAAGAAGCUAUGCGGUCACAAUUGCUCAAUCAGUUCUUUCCCAAGCCAGGUAUCAAAUAGCUAGAGAUUAAUUAAUCUCUCUGUUGUAGCCUUCAACUACACUGAGCUGAUUUCGCCGGAGUUCUUGAGCUCAAAUGUUGUCGGAGAAGGCUUUUCAGUACAAAAAGGAUUAUAAAGUGCUAGUCAGCACUUGGAAUGUAGGUGGCCUGCAGCCUUCUGAUGGCCUUGACUUGGAGGACUUGCUGCAAACAAAGGAGACCUGUUAUGAUAUUUAUGUUCUCGGGUUUCAAGAGAUUGUGCCACUUAAUGCGAAAAACAUUAUUGGGCCUGAGAGAAGAAGUAUUUCCUUGAGGUGGAACACUGUGAUUAGUGAGGAACUGAAUAAGAAUUCUGGGGGAAAGAAGAAGAGAAGCUCCUGUGAAGAAUAUGAAUGCCUGAUUAGCAAGCAAAUGGUUGGAAUAAUGGUGUCAGUGUGGGUGAGAAGAGAGCUACAGCAGCACCUUCAUCACCUUAGUGUCUCCUGCGUUGCCUGUGGCUUCUUAGGAUUUCUUGGAAAUAAGGGGUCAGUUUCUGUAAGGUUUUUCCUACAUGGAACAAGCAUUUGCUUCGUAUGUUGCCAUUUGGCUUCAGGAGGAAAGGAAGGGGAUGAGAUCUACAGGAACUCUGAUGCCAUUGAUAUAAUCUCUCGGACGAACUUUCCACAGAUUUCUUCAACGAAUUUGCCUCAGAAGAUUUUUUAUCAUGACCGAAUAAUCUUACUAGGUGAUUUGAACUAUAGAAUUUCCUUACCAGAGGCUGAGACUCGAUGGCUAGUUGAAAGAAAGGAGUGGAACCUCUUGCUUGAGAAAGAUCAACUGCGUUAUGAGAGGGCAGAAGGUCGGGUGUUCGCGGACUGGGAAGAAGGCAACAUAAGCUUCCAACCAACGUACAAAUAUUACCCAAACACUGAUAAAUACUAUUGCUGCGUUGAGGGCAAGAAGGAGAAAGCGAGAGCUCCAGCAUGGUGCGAUAGAAUUCUAUGGUACGGGAAAGGUCUGAAGCAAAGGGAAUACAAUAGAUGUGAACUGAAGCUCUCCGACCACCGGCCGGUGAGGUGCAUCUUCAACGUCGAGGUGGUUGCGCCGUCGCAGUCGCCGUCGUCUCCGGCGCCAUCAACAGCCAAUUUCAGCUCGCUGAUGAGAAGCUUCUUCUUGUCAGACGGAUUUGAACGAUUAGAUGGGCAUUUUGAAGCUUAAACUAUGUAAUUUGUUAUCAAAGAGCAUUCAGAUUGAGGUCAAAAUUGUUAAUUUGAUUGAGAUUUGCUCAAAGUUUAUUUCUUGUAAUCAUGCAACUGUAAUCAAAUACAAGCUACUAAUUAGUAAUUAUUAUAUAUUGCCCCCUGCA
Molecule: messenger RNA, 1627 nt
Organism: Dendrobium catenatum
Lineage: Eukaryota; Viridiplantae; Streptophyta; Magnoliopsida; Asparagales; Orchidaceae
Product: type IV inositol polyphosphate 5-phosphatase 9
Exons: 8
Coding region: 379-1479 (366 amino acids)
Biological process (GO): phosphatidylinositol dephosphorylation
Molecular function (GO): inositol-polyphosphate 5-phosphatase activity; phosphatidylinositol-4,5-bisphosphate 5-phosphatase activity; phosphatidylinositol-3,4,5-trisphosphate 5-phosphatase activity
Source: RefSeq, a predicted model, not a curated record